Molecule: messenger RNA, 281 nt
Organism: Pseudomassariella vexata
Lineage: Eukaryota; Fungi; Ascomycota; Sordariomycetes; Amphisphaeriales; Pseudomassariaceae
Exons: 2
Coding region: 84-257 (57 amino acids)
Source: RefSeq, a predicted model, not a curated record
AUACAACAAUUCACACCCCAUAUGCACUCGCAUCAGAGACAUAUCGGAGUUAGGAUGCCUCCUUCAGAUCCUAUGAAAAAUAAAUGUUAAUAAGUUCUGCCAUGUCGCUGCUUCAUCUCACAUCGGCGUCUCAUUCCAAAAAGCUUGAUGCCCGAUGGCAGGCCCAGUGGAUACAGGACAAAGAAGGAGGGGAAAGUCACACAGGAGUGGCUAGCUGCAGGAGGAGCCAGCUAGUACAAGGAUCACAAGUCACGUGACUUACAAGGGUGGAUCAUUUGGAU